Molecule: messenger RNA, 3074 nt
Organism: Oryzias melastigma (Indian medaka)
Lineage: Eukaryota; Metazoa; Chordata; Actinopteri; Beloniformes; Adrianichthyidae
Product: dynein, cytoplasmic 1, intermediate chain 2a
Exons: 17
Coding region: 156-2102 (648 amino acids)
Biological process (GO): transport along microtubule
Cellular component (GO): cytoplasmic dynein complex
Molecular function (GO): dynein light chain binding; dynein heavy chain binding
Source: RefSeq, a predicted model, not a curated record
CAGGAGAAGAAAAGCGGAUAACGGAGCCAGAGGAGCGCCGUCUCUUCCAGCAUCAUCAGCCCGUUCUUCCAUCAUCUUGUCCUUAGGAAAAAAAACAUCCACAAAGCUGGAUUCAGUCGUCACUCUUCUGCUUUAAUCCAAACCUUGACAUCAGUAUGUCUGACAAAAGUGAGCUAAAAGCCGAAUUGGAGAGGAAGAAGCAACGGAUCGCCCAGAUUCGAGAGGAAAAGAAGAGAAAAGAAGAAGAGAAAAAAAAGAAGGAUGGAGACUCAAAACGAGCUGAGGCUGGCUCCUCAGUCGGUCAUGAAGACUCCGAUCUGGAGAGGAAGAGGAGGGAGGCUGAGGCUCUUCUGCAGAGCGUUGGCAUCACUCCUGAUAUACCCCACGUUCAGCCCCUGAGGGUAGUAACAGAAGAUACCUGUCUGUUUCACUACCUAGUCCCCGCCCCCAUGUCUCCCUCCAACAAAUCAGUGGGCAGCGAUGCAGGAAGCCAAGAUUCUGUGGAUGGAAACACCGGACCGAGGACAUUGCAUUGGGAUCCUGACCCCUCCACACUGCAACUCCACUCCGACUCUGAGCUGAUGGGGCGGGGAACUGUGAGGCUGGGCAUGUCCAAACUGACCCAGGUGGACUUUGUUCCGAAGGAGAUGGUGUCCUACUCCAAAGAAACACAGACACCCACAGACGCCCUGUCUCAAAGUGAUCAAAAAGCAGAAGAAGAAGAGGAUGAAGACAUCAGCGCUCCUCCACCAACAGAGGACAACCAGGAGGAAAAAGCCGUUCAGGACGAGCAGCAAGGGGAGGACACUCCAAAGGAGCUGACAGAAGAAGAAAAGCUGCAGGUCCUGCACUCUGAGGAGUUCCUGUCGUUUUUUGAGCGAGGCAGCAGAAUCGUGGAGAGAGUUCUUGCUGAGCAGGUGGAUGUUUGCUUCGACUACAGUGGGAGAGAUCUGGAGGAUAAGGAGGGAGAUUUGCAAGCUGGUGCCAAGUUGGUUCUGAACAGACGGUUUGAGGAUGAGCGCUGGACAAAAAACCGAGUAGUGACCUGUCUUGACUGGUCUCCUCAGUAUCCAGAGCUGCUGGUGGCUUCAUACAACAACAACGAGGACGCUCCACACGAGCCUGACGGCGUUGCGCUGGUCUGGAACUUGAAGUAUAAAAAACCAACACCAGAAUACAUCUUCCACUGCCAGUCUGAGGUGAUGUCUGCUGGGUUUGCUAAGUUUCACCCCAACCUGGUGGUGGGCGGGACUUACUCCGGCCAGAUCGUCCUGUGGGACAACAGGAGCAACAAGCGCACUCCUGUUCAGAGAACUCCUCUGUCUGCUGCUGCACACACACAUCCCGUCUACUGCGUGAACGUGGUGGGAACUCAGAACGCUCACAACCUGAUCAGCAUCUCCACCGAUGGGAAGAUGUGCUCCUGGAGCCUGGACAUGCUCUCCCAGCCUCAGGACAGCCUGGAGCUGGUGUUCAAACAGAGCAAGGCGGUGGCUGUGACUUCCAUGGCAUUUCCUCUCGGGGAUGUUAACAACUUUGUGGUGGGGAGCGAGGACGGCUCCGUCUACACCGCCUGUCGCCACGGCAGCAAGGCUGGCAUCACGGAGGUGUUCGAGGGCCACCAUGGUCCAGUGACGGGGCUGAGCUGUCACAGCGCUGCAGGACCGGUGGACUUCUCUCAUCUUUUCAUCUCCUCUUCUUUUGACUGGACUGUUAAACUGUGGAGCACAAGGAGCACCCGUCCACUGUACUCAUUUGAGGACAGCUGUGACUACGUCUACGAUUCCAUGUGGUCUCCAACACACCCCGCUCUGUUUGCCUGCGUGGACCUGUCCGGCCGUCUGGACGUGUGGAACCUCAACAAUGACACAGAAGUUCCCACUGCCAGUGUUGGAGUGGAUGGGGGUCCAGCACUGAACCGUGUGAGAUGGUCUCACACUGGAAAAGAGAUAGCUAUUGGAGACUCUGAGGGACAUGUGCACGUCUAUGACGUAGGAGAGCAAAUCUGUGUUCCCAAGGCAGACGAGUGGACGCGCUUCGUCAGGACCCUGGCAGAAAUCAACGAGAACAGAGACGAAGCCGAGGAGCUGGCUAACGCCUGAUGCUACUAACCCCCCUCCCCUUCCUAACUGCUUUUAAAUUCCUCAUCUGAAUACUAAACACCUAAAGAAAAUUAGAAGAAAUAUCCAGAGAAGCUGCUCCUCUUGGCCUCCAGCUUUUGCCCUUCACUGCAGCCCGAGGAAAUGUGCCAAGCUAGAACGGACAGAAACGACGACCUUACGUAAGCGUUUGUGUUCCAAGUUGUAGGAAGUAGAGGAAUGAGCGUCAUAUGUAAAGGUAGAACCAGACUUUAAGGCUGACGGAUCAUUCAAAAGGGACAUAGGAAAGUUGAAGUUGUCCACUCUGAACUUCUAGCUUCGAUUACAUCCUCAGGGAUCCAGAAAGCACUCCUCCCCUGAGGCCUCCACCACCUCAGCCUUUGUUUGUUUUAAUAUGCAAACCUUUCUACUUGCUCCUUUAUAUCAUCAUUUCAGUGUUUUUACAUCUUACUCUUUGGUGAUUUCAGAUGGAAACCUGUUUCUCCUCAGCGAGGUUUGCAGAGCUCGUGCUUGCACUUGUAUUUCAGCACUGCAAUAUUUAAUAUUUAUUUACUGGUUGCACUUAUUUAAAGAGUUUGUUGUUUCGGUAAAAUAUUAAUUGACAGUGACACUACAAGCCUUUUAUUAGGUCCACUCGGGUGAUUUGGCUUAAAAUUUACUCAAUUUGAAACUAUUUUAAUGUUUUAUAUUUGGAAAUAUUCUUGUUUACGUAUAUCAAGACAAAUCUAACAGUUUGGACGACGGUUAAAGAGGUCGGAACAAUUUUUCCACCAUCAAACCUGAAUUUAAAUGUGUUUCACCAUACAACUUAACCAAGCUCUUACUUUUAGCCAGAAUGUACUAAAGGCAGUCGUGCUUUAUGUAUCAAGAACAGGAUCCAUAUUCCAAACUGUAUUUCCUGUUGUGUUCCUGAUGCAAUGAAUGGUUUUCCACAUGAAUAAAAAAACUCCAAACUUCUUGGUAAAUUUAAAACAA